Fonsecaea multimorphosa CBS 102226 is the source of this 507-nucleotide messenger RNA. RefSeq lists its product as uncharacterized. The transcript has a single exon. The record is from RefSeq and is a predicted model, not a curated record. The coding region runs from base 1 to 507 and encodes 168 amino acids. NCBI's taxonomy places the organism in Eukaryota, Fungi, Ascomycota, Eurotiomycetes, Chaetothyriales, Herpotrichiellaceae.
AUGGGUGGCUCCAAGAAUGGACCAAUAUUCAUAUCACAAUAUUCAUAUCACUUGGAACAGAUGCCGGUUGCUCAAGGGAUGGAGGUCCCCUCAGUCCGCGACUGGACAUCCCUGAGCAAAUCUGGCCGGACAAGGCAACCAAAAUCAAAGAUGGAGGACCAUUUCAGCGACAUGUUGACCCAAAGAACUUCAUCUGAUGUCUAUGAAAUGCUGGGUGGGAGUAUUUUGCACACCAAUUAUUACAACGCACUAGAUUUUAGAUUCUUCUGUACACCAAAACACCUCUUUCACUACAUUCGAGCCGCAGAACUUAUAUUCCACAUCUCCCUGGCAGCGCGAAGUCGGCGGCCAGGAGAACCGUUACACAGAGUAUCAGCCGCAAAAGUACCAUCCGUACAGACCAUCAAGCAAUCGAAGCGUAUCAGCUUCCUCGCGGUCCAAUGGCCACACCGAAAAGUCGGCGGCCUUCUCAAAAUCCAAAAAUUCAGUCGUGAAGAGGUAUCGUAA